UCUCAAUGGAGGGAGUAGAGAUACCAUCUUACUUCCUUUGCCCCGUAUCUCUGCAGCUGAUGAAGGACCCGGUGACGCUGUCCACCGGCAUCACCUACGAUCGAGAUAGCAUCGAGCGGUGGAUCUUCGCCGCGAGAAAGACCACAUGCCCGGUCACGAAUCAGACCUUGCCGGACUGCGAGCUCACGCCCAACCACACCCUCCGGCGGCUGAUCCAAGCCUGGUGCACCGCCAACGCAGACGUCGGCGUCGAGCGGUUUCCCACCCCGAAGGCCCCCGUUGACAAGGCCCAGAUCGAGAUGCUCGUCGGUGACGCCAAGCUGCCGCAGUCCCAGCUCGGCUCGCUGCGCAAGUUAAGGGCGUUCGUCUCAGAGAGCGAGCGCAACAAGCGGUGCGUCGAAGCGGCCACUGGCGCGGUAGAUCUCUUGGCUUCCAUCGUCGACCGCAACUCGAGUGGAGAAGAUAUUGAUGAUGAUUGCUUGGAGUCCACCAGCGCUGCUUGUGAUGAGGCACUCCACAUUCUCUGCUCUCUUCAAAUCUCCGAGGAGGGCCUCCGCGACCUCGUCGCAAAAAAUGCCGGCAUGGUGGAAUCGUUGACGACGAUACUGAGACGAUCGAACUAUAACUCGCGAGCCCACGCGACGCUGUUGCUCAACCAAAUUCUUCGAGUCAUGUCGCAGGAUCAGCUGAUCAAUCUCAGCGACCAACUAUUUCAAGAGAUAGUAAGCGUCAUACACGACCGGAUCUCGCACCAGGCAACGAAGGCAGCGUUGCAUGUCCUCGUCGACGCAUGUCCACGGGGGAGGAACCGGAUCAAGGCGGCGAACGCAGGCGCAGUCCACGUCCUGGUCGAGCUCCUCCUCGAAGAACCUGACCGGCGAGUCUGUGAACUGGUGCUCGUGGCGAUGGACCGGCUUUGCGGGUGCGCCGAGGGGAGGGCGGAGCUGGUGGGACAUGCAGCGGGGAUCCCCGUGGUGUCGAAGAAGAUACUGCGCGUGUCGCAGGUGGCCAGCGAGCGGGCGGUGAGGGUGCUGCACUCGGUGGCGAUGCACUCUGCGACUCCCGGGUUGCUGCAGGAGAUGAUGCAGGUGGGAGUGGUGUCAAAGCUGUGUUUGAUGCUCCAACUCGAUUGCAACGUUAAGACUAAGGAGCAGGCAAGCGAGAUCCUGAGGUUGCACUCACGGGUGUGGAAGACUUCUCCUUGUCUCUCUCCUCAGUUCCAGGUUUCAUAUCCUUCACCAUACAUACGUUAAUUGCAGAGAGAG
This is a messenger RNA of Musa acuminata subsp. malaccensis (wild Malaysian banana), 1265 nucleotides long. RefSeq names its product E3 ubiquitin-protein ligase PUB23-like. NCBI's taxonomy places the organism in Eukaryota, Viridiplantae, Streptophyta, Magnoliopsida, Zingiberales, Musaceae. The record is from RefSeq and is a predicted model, not a curated record. Gene Ontology annotation, molecular function: ubiquitin protein ligase activity. Gene Ontology annotation, biological process: protein ubiquitination.